CCAGCGCACGACGCGUAAGCACAAACGUGGCGUCAAUUUCAAAACGUAACCGCUAAUAAUUAAUAACACGCUAUAAAUAACGAUAAUACGGUAUUGAUACGCAACUGUCAUUGGUCAAUUUCAAAUUUCGAACGUUAAUUCAAAAUGUCGCGCGACGGUUAGUGAAUGUGAUGGUUUCAACUGUUUUUUUUAUUUAAACUGUUGUGUAUGUUGAUAUAAACUAUUUUCCAACGUGACUCAUUGAGAGCGAAGUGUAUUAUAUCCAAAGUGCAAACAAACAAUAAAAUAGAAACUAUUUUAAACACAGAACAUAAAACGAACAUAUUGACGAUCAUAAACAAAAUGGGUACUAGUUUACAUGCGACUUCGUUUAUAAAUCAAAAUAUGUUUAUUUGUGUUGCUAUCUCUCUCUUACUGCCGAGUGUGAACGAAGGUGCUCCUAAGAUGUACGAUGAUGGGCGGAAUUUCCCGAAUGAUGACGGAGGGAGGCGAUUGACACGGGAGUACCAUCUCCGGCAAGGCGCUUUGAGAGGGUUGAUUGUGAAGCCAAGUAGACAAUAUGAUCUGCAAUAUGUGGAGAUGUUUCUUGGGAUUCCGUAUGCUGCACCUCCUACGGGAAACUUUAGGUUUAUGCCUCCAGUAAGCGCUCCACCAUGGCCCGGUGUGAGGAUGGCGACGCGCUUCGCUCCAGUGUGUCCUCAAGCCCUCCCGCCGAUCAAGAAGGACAACCCUCCCUCGCUGGGCAGGCAACACUACCUCAACCGACUGAAGCCGUUCCUCGCCAACGAGAGCGAGGAUUGUCUUUAUUUGAAUAUCUAUGUGCCUUACAGAGAACAAAAGUCUAAAAAGUUUCCAGUGCUCGUAUUCAUUCAUGGCGAUUCCUUCGAAUGGAGUUCCGGCAACCCUUACGACGGGAGAAUAUUGGCUUCCUACGGGAACAUAAUGGUCAUCACAGUCAACUUUAGACUUGGGAUAUUGGGGUUCAUGAAGCCGAGUCUAACAGAACAUGUGUAUGGUAACAACGGUCUGCUAGACCAGCUGGCUGCCCUCCAGUGGAUCAAAGACAACAUAGAAGAUCUCAAUGGAGACCCCAAUUCUGUGACUUUGAUGGGACACGGUACUGGUGCUGCGUGCGUCAACUUUCUCAUGCUUUCCCCGAUUUCUAAUGGUUUGUUCCACAGAGCUAUUUUAAUGUCAGGCAAUGCAUUAUCUGACUGGGCAAUGACCAACGAUCCCACCCAAUAUACCCUCCAAGUCGCCCAGAGCCUCGGCUGCAGCCCUCACUCCAGGAAUCUGAUGAGCUGCUUGCAGAAAAAGCCUUUAUCAGAAAUAAAGAAAGUGCAGAUAUUGUCCCGAGAGUUCGAAACUCCACUUGGACCGGUGGUGGCGGGGUCAUUCAUACCAAGCGAGCCGGCCAGCACGAUGGACGCCUUCCCAAACUUGUUGAGCAAAUAUCAGUUAUUAAGUGGCGUGGUAGAGUUGGAGAGUUAUCAUGAUUUCGGAGUCAUCGAACUAGACCAUGGAAUAUUAGAGAACCAGCGUGAUGACUUCAUUAAAAAAUACGCCAAAAUAAUAUACGAAGGAGCCGAAAAGGAGGCGAUGAAGAUCAUAUUAAAAGAAUACGCACCAUCAAAACUGAAUCCACAAAGCUGGAGCGUGGAAACCAAUCGGGACGUGAUAUUAAACCUCCUCAGCGACGCGAGGACAUUAGCUCCGGCCAUCAGGUUCGCCAACUAUCAGUCCAAGGCCAACCGGCAGUCGUACUUCUACGUGUUUGGACACAACUCCGUCAGCACUGAUUAUGCUCCGCUCAACAAAAGCGUUCACGGACAAGAAAUGCCAUAUGUAUUAGGAGUGCCUUUGGGAGGGGCCAAUACACAUUUCCAUUUAGAGUAUACUCAACAGGAAAAACUCUUGAGUGAAGUCAUGAUGAGACUGUGGACUAAUUUCGUUAAGAUCGGUUCUCCAAAUACACAAAGUGUUAAUAAAUAUUUCACUAAAGAUCCGAAACUGCAGAGCCAAUACAACGUGGAGUGGCCGGAGUAUGACGUCGCACAUCAACCAUAUUUGAGGCUAGACUUACCGCCAUCCAUCAGCAGUCUGUACCGGUCGAACUACACCGGCUUUUGGAUCGACACGUUGCCAAAAAAGAUGAGCUCGUAUGUAGUGGACCCGUUGUUUGAUUACACACCGACGCCGACCACGCAGCGGCCUAAACCAACGGUCAGAAGCUCCGAUCCCAUGAGAAGAAUUUGGCAACCUCAAAUUAUUGAAUCACCAUCACAUUACGUCCCCACAAAUUACGGCAAAAUUCGAUCAUACUACCAGCCCGAUACACGAUCCGACCCCGACACGAUAUACAGACAGAUACAGUCAAUUAAAACACCGUCGCGGCCAGUUCCGACGGGGCUAAUGGAAAAAACCGCAGGUACCACGACCGCGAAGCCAAAACCAAUCGUGCCUGUAAAAACUUCAAGCGCUACGGUCACGCUGGUUGUUUCACUGGGAGUGCUCUUUCUAUUGGUAAACAUUGCUACAUGUUCCAUACUGUAUUUUAAGAGGAGAAAACUGAGGCUAAGAGAGCGAGUGUUGAACACAAGACAGCCUAGGGCAGAAAUUGGUGAAGUUGAUGUCAUAGGACAAAAAAGUUCUAAAGAUGACAAAAGUGCCUUACAGACUUUGAAAAAUGGCUGCAGUGUAAUUAAAUCUAUGAGUUUUAAUAAAAUGAGGAAUGGAAGUAAGAAGAUAAAGAAGAAGUCUGAGCAGUGUAAAACCCCGAAAAGUGACGAUUCUGGAGGUUUUAGAGAGAGAUUCCAACUUCGUAGACAUUUAUCUACAAGUACAUUAGACGCACACACUAAAGUAAGAGAUUGGAUUGCGAAUGAAGUCAUGCAUAGAUGUUCUCCUGGCAUACUAAGGAAAUCCAAUUCAGAUUUGAAAAAUGAUAAACAGAUGACUGUGGCUAAGCCGUUCACAAGAUCAGAAGAACUUCUUUCGGAUGUAAAGAAACCUAAAAAGGAAACCUUAAAAGUCGACGAUUUAACUUCAAAGAAUUUAUUAUCUAAAUCCUAUAGCAAGGGACGAACGUCAGAAAAAACAACAUCCACUUCAGCGUUAGGAUCACACUCAUCCAUAGGAAGCCAUAAGCAGUCUAAAUAUAUUUCAAAACAAGGAAGCAAAUCAUCGGAAUCUAUUAAAAGUAAAGCUACGGAAAGUAUGAAGUCCAAAAAAGUAUCUGUAGCUAUAGACGCCACUCCAUCUGCACGUACGAACUCGAUUCUACAACAAGAACCAAUAGAAAUAUCUAAAUCAUUCGAUGGAGGUGACCAUGUACAUUCCAGUAAUCAAUUGCAAAGAUCCAAAACCGAAGGUGACUUUAAACUUGAAACUAAAAACGACAAUGAAAAUAAAAUAUACACAAAUAUGGUAACACUAUCAGUAGGCAAAGAUAAGCCUCUAACCAUUUCGCAUAAGCAUUCCGUAUCUGAUCCUGUUAAAGAUGUUGAUUAUGAAAAACUUUAUAGAGAGAAAAUGGAAGGUGGUCCACCUGUAAUAAGUAUACUUCCUCCAGUUACAUUUAGAAAUGAAAUUAAUGUGACAUCGCGGGAUGAGGGUCUACAAGCACAGCCAUUGUCUCCAGAGGAUGCUUUGUUGACAAUCAAAAAGAGAAAUUUUCCGAAGGUUCUUCCUGACUUACCCAAAGCGCAAAAACGUCUUUCCCUUCAACCAGCAACCUUACAAACAUUUAGAAGCUUUGAAAGUACUGAUAGCCAAGAUCGUCCCAAAGUACCACCACAACCUCCUCCUAGAACAUCUACGCUAGAACGUCGCCUAGCUUAUGCUAAUACAAAACUUCUGUCGUCUUUUAAUGCAUCAAAAGACAAAAUUCCAGAAGUUAAAUCUUACAAGGAUUACGUGAACAUUGACACUUUAGCUCCUAUAUCGGAUUCAUUCCAAACACGGAAUAAAUCCAUAGAUAAUAGCGCUAAAGAGGAAAAACCAGAGCCGACUGUAAUAAUUGUAUCAAAAGAUAGGGAAUAUCCAAAAGUAAUUAUAGCAUCUAGUGAUAUGCAAACGACUGAUCCAAACAUAAUUAUCAAACCUUCAACAAGUAAUGUUGAAAUGCCGACCAAUGUGCCAAGAGUGAGAUUACCUGAUGAUUUUCACUCUCAAGCUGGUUCAUUAACAUCGUUUUCUUCAUUUUACUCUGACGAUGAUGAUGAGAUAGAAGAAGAUAUUUUCGAAGAUAUUGCAGAAGACAAACUCAUCAAAGAAUUAGUAGGUGGAGUAGAAUCACCAACAAAUAUGGAUGACGUAUUAGAUUCCAAAGGUCCCGAAACUAUAUUCGAGAAGAAAUUAGAAAUCGUUCCAGUUAAAAUAAAUCCUGGAUAUCUUGUGCCGAAAAAUCACGAAGAUUACAUUUGCAUAUCAGACUUGCAUUUACCAGACUCUAGUGGAUUAGAAAGAACAGCUCAGAUUAAGCCAAAUUUUGGUUUGAACAAACUCCAGCAUAGGACAGAGAGUAUAAAUCGACCGCCGGAAAAAGCCGUUAAAGUAAAACAAAAAAGAAGUGUUAAACCUUCUUCUUUAUUGGGAAAAAGUAGAAAAAGCAAAAGCAGUGAAAGGUCGAGCGAUUCUAGCAAAUUAGAACAUUCAAAUUCUGGUUCCUCGAACGACACUGAAACAAGCACUGGCACGGUGAGAAAGGUGGAAAUAAAAAAAGAUGGUUGAACAAACGUUGAUUAUGAAGGUCAAUAUCCAAGAAAAUGUAAAUUAUAGUACAGAGCUAAUGAUGUUACGCAUACGGGAGAUUAUUUAAUUAAAGUCCUUAAGACUAAUAGUAUAAAGUCUAUGCUUCAAUAACAGAUUAUGUUAUAUGUUUAAAGAAGAUGCCAAUAUUGAAUUGACUAGAAGAUUAGUAGUAAGAAGAGAAAAUAAUUCAUGAUAUAAGUUACGGUGUAUACUAGAGCGUGAUAUAAUGUAAUGAAAUAGUGUAAUAGAUAAUAUUGAUACAUUUUAGUAAAAUAUCUUUGAAUCAAAAUAUAACAUAGUAUAAAUCGAGAAGUAUAUGUCUCAAGUCGAUCUCAAAAUAGCAAUGUGAAUGUUAAGUUAUAUACCACAUCAUGUUAUCAAAAUGAUAGUUUAAGAUGAACUUCAAAUAAAUUCCAAUCCAAAGAACAAGCCUAAGUUUAUUGUAAAAAUGCAUUUAGAAAUAUAUACGUUUUAUAUAA
Messenger RNA from Manduca sexta (tobacco hornworm), 5231 nucleotides. RefSeq lists its product as uncharacterized. Gene Ontology annotation, biological process: neuron cell-cell adhesion; modulation of chemical synaptic transmission; chemical synaptic transmission. The coding region runs from base 343 to 4731 and encodes 1462 amino acids. Gene Ontology annotation, molecular function: signaling receptor activity; neurexin family protein binding. Lineage: Eukaryota; Metazoa; Arthropoda; Insecta; Lepidoptera; Sphingidae. The transcript is spliced from 12 exons. Gene Ontology annotation, cellular component: cell surface; synapse; postsynaptic membrane. The record is from RefSeq and is a predicted model, not a curated record.